AUUUGAUGCAGGACCCAGAGCUCUACGUUCGAAAUUUCUAGGAAGAAAUUAGCUAAAGAAAUAAACGCAAACAACCUUAGCAAUUUCCUGAUGAUCAACGAUUACAUGAACGUCCUAGAGUUAGAAAGAUCGAGCCUCCUUCUUAGAUCAUCAGUCAAUCAUUGCUUAAGAAUCAUAGUUAUGUGUAUUACAAUCCAUAUCAUCUAGGGCUGAUCCUCUCAAAAAUUUUACGAAACCGCUUAUCAAUUAUUAAAUUACUAGUCCAUCUGGAAGAGAGCCAUAGCGAUACAAUCACAAUUUUUCGUAUCUCGGAAAAGAUAAUAUCUUUCGUAAGGAACCCUACAACCAAAAUUAAAAAGAUUAUGCUCCUCAGCGAUAUUCACAGCAAUCCAAUGAAUAAAGAGUUAAUUAUUAAAAUGUAGGCAAUAUGCUUGUUGGUGGUGGCAGUCAACAAUAGUUAUAAACUCAAACACAAGUAGAAAAUCAGUAAGUGACUUAAUCAUAAUUGUAAAAUUAAUAAACAGAAUAUGGAUAUCCAUCACAGCAACAAAAUUAUUAAUAUUAAUUAGAAUAGCAAUAGCAAUAACAAUUACUGUAAUAACUGGAACUAAAAUAAUAAUAACUGUAUUAGCAGUAGAUGUAAUACUAGCAGUAACAACUCUCGUAAUCCUAAUUACCAUAACAAUAAUACUAAUAAUAACAAAAUUAAUAAUCACAAUAGUAUUAGGCAUAUUAAAUACCAACAUAAAGUUACUAAUAAAACUAGCAAUUCUCUUCAUAGUAUAAUCCUUAUUAGGCAGGAACACCAAACACAUAUAAAUUGAAAAGUGAAAAUAAUUAAUAGCCUUUCAAUUAUUAUGGGUAAUUAUCAAUCUUAAUGUAUUUAGUUCUAGAGCAUUAAAAAAUUUAGAUAGUACGUAAAUAUAUUGA
Paramecium octaurelia is the source of this 930-nucleotide messenger RNA. NCBI's taxonomy places the organism in Eukaryota, Ciliophora, Oligohymenophorea, Peniculida, Parameciidae. The record is from the annotation of a GenBank genome assembly.